CACUUGCCCCUUUCGUUGUUUAUUUUUUUGUUCUUUUGUAAAUAGUGUGAAUCGGGUUGCCAUUUGUUAAGCUGUAGCUUUUUGUACGUUUGUUUCCAAUUCAUCCAUCGCUUCUGGGAAACUGUCAACAAGGCAUAAAUUUCUCAUCAUUUCACUUUCAAUUUUCCUUUUCUUUAAAAAUUUUGACAUCAACCCACUAAAGAGGAAGGCUUUACCUUCCCCAGCUUUAAAAGUUAAAAACACUGUUCUACCAACCACCAUUAAAGGCCAUAACACAAAACCCCUCUCCAUAAAAUUCCAAGCUUUAAAGAGGCCCUUAUCUUAUCUAUACGUUACUGUUUUUUUUUUAACAUUUCUUUAAUUGUUUUCACUUUCUUGCAACCAAAAAAUAACUUCUAUCAAACAGUGAUUUACCAAACAUGAUAUUAGACCUCUAAAAAGUUGCUUUUUUUCUUUGUCCUGCAGAUUUUCAUUUCUGUUACACCACCCUUUGACUCCUUUUUUCUGAUUUGUUUAUUCGUUUUGGUUCCCCAUAGACAUAAGAGCAUAAAGGAUAAUAAAAAAAAUCUAGGAAUAUGUCAAUAUUUGAGGUUGUCGCCAAGUUCAUAUCAGCUUGUGCCUUGUAAGAUUUUGCGCUCUACGUGUUUUGAAAAUUGCAAUAGAAACUCUGUCAAAUUCCCAUAGAGGUGCAUAAAUGAUUUGAUUUUCACUCCAGGGGCUCCUCUCAUCUGGGUUUUUCUCCAAGGUUCCAUCUUUUGAUUUGUUUUAUUCAGUUCUAGUGUCAGCUGCUUUUGUUUCUAUCCUAUAUAAGAAGAUAUAUUGGAGCUCACAUGAUAUUUCUUGGUACUAGUUUUUAUCUUCCUUAUUCAGUUCUCUUAAUUGAUCUUUGAUUGCCGUUAUAGUUUGCUAUUAAUCCAUAAGUUGUUUCUGUGAGAACCCUGAAUUCCAGCUCCUGUUAAGAACAAAAAGAUUCAGCCUUUCGUGGUCUGUUACUUUCUAGGAUUUUAAAAAAUGGGUUGUAAAGUAUUUGAAUUGCUCUUCUGGGUUUCUUCAGUUUUGUGUUUGGCAUGCUUUGCUAGAGCGUUUACACCGGCAGAUAAUUACCUUAUUGAUUGUGGAUCACCUACUAAUACUACAGUGGGUGGUCGACUUUUCAUGGCUGAUAUAUUAGCCUCGAAACUCCUUUCUGCACCAAAAAAUGUUAUUGGAAACACUUCAAAAGCCGUUACCUCCUCUGAUGAUUCGCCACUCUAUCAAACGGCAAGAAUCUUUACUGGUGUAUCUAAGUACGCAUUUUCUAUCAGCCAACGAGGAAGACACUGGAUUCGACUUUAUUUCUAUCCAUUUGUUUAUGCUAGUUAUGAUAUGAAUUUGGCAAAGUUCGCUGUUUCCACAGAAAACCAUGUCCUCCUCAGCAGCUUCAGUGUGCAAGCUCCUCUUGUCAAAGAAUUUUCUGUUGAUGUAACCACCAAUAGCCUUGCCAUCACAUUCAGUCCUUCAGAGAACUCAUUUGCUUUUAUAAAUGCCCUAGAAGUUGUUUCAGUCCCAGAUCAGCUCAUCCCCGAUGGUGCCAAAUCUGUUAAAUCAUCUGUGGGAUUCCAAGGGCUGAUGUGGCAAGCACUAGAGACGGUUGCUAGGGUGAAUAUGGGGGGACCUACAGUCUCCGUUGAGAACGAUACUCUGUGGCGAACAUGGGUACCCGAUCAGCAUUUUCUUGUAGAAAACAAUCUCGCCUUGAGUAUAUCAAAUACUAGAGCUGUCAAUUAUGUGGCUGGUGGAUCAACACAAGAGAUUGCUCCAAAUUCUGUCUAUGGUACCUGCACCAGGAUGAACUCCUUGAGUGACCCCAAUAGCAACUUCAAUGUGACCUGGGUAUUCGACGUGGAUCCAGGAUUUCAGUACCUUCUUAGGUUUCACUUUUGUGAUAUUGUCAGCAAUGCUCUUAACCAGCUGUACUUCAAUGUUUUUAUCGACUCCUCAAUGGUUGUUCAGGACCUUGAUCUGAGUACUUUGUUUAACGUUUUGGCUGCUGCAUAUUAUAUGGAUUUUGUUACGGAGUCAGCUGCUAGCAAUAAGCUUCGAGUAAGCAUUGGCCCAUCUGAUUUACGUGGUACUUACCCUGAUGCCAUACUAAAUGGACUGGAAAUCAUGAAAAUGAACAAUUCUGAUGGCAGCCUUACUGGCUUGGGAACUGUCAAUACUUCUGGUUCAAGUUCGAAGAAGAAAGUCAGUGCUAUAGUGGGUGUAAGCGUCGGAGUGGUUUCUGGAGUGCUGUUGGCAGGUGUUCUUUUUAUGUUUUGUAGAAAAAGAAAACGAUUGGCACGCCAUAGGCAAUCAAAGACCUGGAUUCCUAUUUCAAUUAAUGGAGGAACUUCUCACACUAUGGGGAGCAAAUACUCCAAAGGAACAACUGCCAGUCUCAAUUCUAAUACGGGCUAUCGCAUUCCUUUUCUGGCUGUUCAAGAAGCCACAAACAACUUUGAUGAAAGUUGGGUUAUUGGGAUUGGAGGUUUUGGUAAGGUGUACAAAGGAGAACUGAAUGAUGGUACAAAAGUUGCUGUUAAAAGGGGAAAUCCAUGGUCCCAACAAGGACUUGCUGAGUUCCAGACUGAGAUUGAGAUGCUAUCCCAGUUCCGCCACCGCCAUUUGGUUUCUUUGAUUGGUUAUUGUGAUGAAAAGAAUGAGAUGAUCUUGAUUUAUGAAUAUAUGGAGAAUGGGACACUCAAGAGUCAUCUCUAUGGUUCAGGUCAUCCAAGUUUGAGUUGGAAACAAAGGCUUGAAAUAUGCGUUGGAGCAGCUAGAGGACUCCACUACCUUCACACAGGCUAUGCAAAAGCAGUUAUUCAUCGUGAUGUGAAGUCUGCGAAUAUCUUACUUGAUGAGAAUCUAAUGGCAAAAGUUGCUGAUUUUGGGCUAUCAAAGACAGGUCCUGAAAUUGAUCAGACCCAUGUCAGUACAGCAGUGAAAGGAAGUUUUGGGUACCUGGAUCCGGAAUAUUUCAGAAGGCAACAACUGACAGAGAAAUCUGACGUAUAUUCAUUUGGAGUGGUUUUGUUAGAAGUUCUUUGUGCAAGACCAGUAAUAGAUCCAACUCUUCCAAGGGAAAUGGUAAAUCUAGCUGAAUGGGCAAUGAAAUGGCAGAAGAGAGGACAGUUGGAGCAAAUAAUUGAUCCUAAUCUCACCGGAGACAUCAGGCCUAAUUCUCUUAGGAAGUUCGGAGAAACAGCUGAGAAGUGCUUGGCUGAUAUUGGCGUGAACAGGCCCUCCAUGGGAGAUGUCUUAUGGAAUCUGGAGUAUGCUCUUCAACUUCAGGAGGCUGUUGUUCGAGGUGAUCCUGAAGAAAACAGUACAAACAUGAUCGGCGAGCUUUCUCCACAAAUCAAAAAUUUCAGUGAGCUUGAUCCCACUGCUUUUUCUGCACAGUUUGAGGUGUCAAGUGUGGAUGACCUCUCAGGUGUUUCAAUGAGUAAAGUUUUCUCACAGCUGUUGAAGUCUGAAGGCAGGUGACUUAUAUGAGAUGGAAAAAUUCUAGGGAUUAAGCUUCUCUUUUGUCAAUGCUGGUACGGUUUCUCUGAUCCACCACUGCUUGCCACAUCCGAGAAGAUAAGCUAGUUUUCUUUCUUUAUUUUGUUUAAAAAGGUGGGAUGGUUCAAAUUCCUUUGUUUUUAAUUGGUAGUAUGUCAGUUCCUCAUCCUAUAACAGUAUAACAUGAUGCGGUUUCUUUGGUUAGUCAUCAUCAGACAAACCAGAGAAAAGCUGUGCUCGUACUGCAGAGGCAACUGCUCAAAAUCAUUUGUGUUCUAAAAAGGCCAAUCUUGGGACUACAGUAGGCUGGAAACGGGCAAAAUCAGGAUGAAAGCCUGCUGGGAAUAAGAGAACAUGACUCAGCAGGCAGGUUCCCUGGCUCAAAGCUUCUAAAGUGUCACCCGUUUACCGCAUUUUCGGAUAAGCUUCUGUUUCAUUUCUACCCUCGUUUCCUCUUUCAGAGCUUACAAGGAAACCACCUCACAUGUAGAUAACAGAUUCACCAAAGGAUUAAUGCAACAGAAAAUUUCUUUUGAGCUUUGAUGACUUGCGUAUUAACAUGAAAAGAAGUACUCACUUUUUGGACCAUUUUCUUCGGGUCAGGUGGCUUCAUUCUGAGGUUUACGCCCAUAGAAAUUAAUGAAUUUGCGUUUGAAAUGAAUUAUAGGAGUCUCAAGACUAAUGUUUAUCUACUU
Molecule: messenger RNA, 4220 nt
Organism: Durio zibethinus
Lineage: Eukaryota; Viridiplantae; Streptophyta; Magnoliopsida; Malvales; Malvaceae
Source: RefSeq, a predicted model, not a curated record